Molecule: messenger RNA, 288 nt
Organism: Ostreococcus lucimarinus CCE9901
Lineage: Eukaryota; Viridiplantae; Chlorophyta; Mamiellophyceae; Mamiellales; Bathycoccaceae
Exons: 1
Coding region: 1-288 (95 amino acids)
Source: RefSeq, a predicted model, not a curated record
AUGAGCAAAGCCGCGUUCGCGGGACUGAAAACCUUGCAAGAGCUUCGCUUUCACCUGUGUCAGACGAGCAAAGGGAGCGAGGGCGUGAGGAAUUUCUUGAUGUCGAGCUAUAAAAACUUGAAGGCGGCGUCGCCGACGACGCCGGUGCUGAUUCGCGAGGCGAGCGGGAUCGAGGGGAAGUUGUACGCGCGGUACGACUACGGCGUGGAGAAGUGCGUGAAGCUCGAGGGACUGGACGCGAAGGAGGUGGAGAAGUGCCUGCGCGAUCUCGUGUCUUCGGCGCCGUGA